UAUUGUACUGAAAAAUUGAUUUCAAAUCCAUGGUCUUCUUCAAGAAUAUCAGAGGUGGAGUGAAGGUCAGGCGCGUGAACAACUAACUAAUCAAUCACCCUUUUGUGUGCGACUAAGAAUACCUCUUUGAAAUCUGACAAUUUUCACAGAUUCGCAGUUUUGGGGACUGCAAUUUUGUUACCAGAGAGAAGCACCUGGAAAGUAUUACAAUGGAUAUGUACAUUCGAGUUAAACGUAGUAAGACAACAUACUUCAUCCGGUGCAAGGCAUCUGAUAAAAUUAUUGACAUAAAGCAGAAGUUGCAAGAACUUGUUGAUCAACCAAGUAAUAAUCAACGGUUAAUUCUACCUGGUACAGGGGAAGUAUUAGAAGACUCUAAGACUUUGGCAGAUCAAAAGGUAGAGAAUGAUGCUGUUGUAGCACUGACCUUGAGAAAAGAUGAUAAUGAGUUUGAGGAGGUCAACAUUGUUCGGCCUAAUGAUUUCUACCAAGCUCGAGAUGCAGAGGGUGCCAGUUGGUAAAGCAAUGGCUAACUCGCAUUACGGGUACCCUGCUCAUGGAAUAAUUGAUAAAUAUUCCUUGUAACACUUUAAAUGAAAUUUCCAUGUUAUGUGCUAAUAGUACUGUUUCAUUAAUUUAUCAGUUGGCAUGAUGAAAUCCGUAAUGGCUCAGGAAACAUUUCCCCAAACGAUUGAUCAAAUUGUAGGAAUAAUUAUGUACUUGUUAUAUAAUACUGAAUGCAUUGCGUGAAGAAAAUAUGGUACUUUCUGAAUCUUUUGAAAUAAAUUUGUUGGCUAUAGUCUA
Molecule: messenger RNA, 804 nt
Organism: Vigna radiata var. radiata (mung bean)
Lineage: Eukaryota; Viridiplantae; Streptophyta; Magnoliopsida; Fabales; Fabaceae
Exons: 5
Coding region: 210-521 (103 amino acids)
Molecular function (GO): protein binding
Source: RefSeq, a predicted model, not a curated record